Messenger RNA from Pezoporus occidentalis (night parrot), 3130 nucleotides. RefSeq names its product collagen type XXVIII alpha 1 chain (gene COL28A1). Gene Ontology annotation, molecular function: serine-type endopeptidase inhibitor activity; G protein-coupled receptor binding. The record is from RefSeq and is a predicted model, not a curated record. NCBI's taxonomy places the organism in Eukaryota, Metazoa, Chordata, Aves, Psittaciformes, Psittacidae.
AUGAUCUCAGUCCUGAUCCUCUCCUAUGGUGGCCCUAAAGUCUUUAUUCUCACAGUCCCUGCAUCUACUUUCCAAGACUUGGAUGCUGUGGUCAGAACAUUCGCCAGUGAAGACUGGGGCAAAGAACUCAUUGAGAACCUCACCUCUCUCCAAAUCCCGGGCAGCCAGAACUCCCGUUGUGGUGUAUUGAGACCGGAACUCAGUCUGGGCGAUGCUCAAAAAGGAGAUCAUGGGGAAAAAAAUAAAGAGGGAGCUCCUGGCUACAAGGGAGAAAAGGGUGAAAGAGGAGAAUGUGGAUCCCCAGGAACAAAAGCGGAAAAAAAGAAAUGUAGUCACUUAACUAAAACAAAAGCUGUCCUGAUCAGUGCCAAGCCCUGCUUACAAUGGACCGGUUUGGAAUGUCCUCUUGGCCCUAUGGGACCACAGGGGCCUCAGGAACACAGUAAACAAACAAGAGAAUUAGGAGCUGCAGCCAAAGAUAGCAGUAGGAACAACAGUCGUGGGGAGCAAGGCUGUUUAGGUCCCUAUGGUCUUCCAGGACAACCAGGUGUUGGACAGCCAGGACCCAAGGAUGCUCAAGGUUGAGAAGGCAGAAUUGGAUUCCCAGGACCUCCUGGAAUUCAUGAGCCAGGAUUACCUGGACCACGUGGCCCUGAUGGUCUGCCAGGUGAGAAAGGUCUACCAGGAGAGGGCAUUCAAGGCCAAAAGGGUGAAAAAGGCUCUGAAGGUGCAGCUGCUCCUCCUGGACAGCCAGGUCAAUAAAUCAAAGGAGACAAGAUGAGGCACAGAGGUGAACAAGGCCAAGUAGGGCCACAGGGCCCAGCAGGACCAUCAGGAACAGGCAAUCCAGGAAGCCAGGGUAUACAGGGUCCCUAAGGAAAGCCUGGGGCUAAGGGAUCUAAAGGUUUUGGUCUGCCAGGUCCAAAGGGUCAAUCAGGUGAACCUGGACAAAAAGGAGAACCAGGACAUCCAGCAACUGGGGAGCAAGGACUUAAAGGAGACAUGGGUUUAUCAGGACUCCCAGGAGAAAGAGGGGUGCAGGGAGAUCCUGGGAAAUCAGGAAAAAAGGGAGAAAAGGGAGAUCAAGGUCCAAGAGACCCAGAAGUCCCUGGCAAAAGAGAUGUAGUCCAAAAGGGUGACCCUAGAGAAAAAGGAUCCCAAGGACUGACUGGUUCUAAAGGAGCAGAAGGCCCAGCUGGAUCAAAAGGUGAACGGGGAGAGAAAGGACUCCCUGGUGUCACUGGAUCAUCUGUUCGGGGACCUCCUGGACCAAAGGGGGAUCCAGGUCCUAGCAGGCUGAUGGGAGAUGAUGGACUUCCUGGAAAUUCAAUAAUGGGACCAACAAUAGGAGGUAACCAGGGACUACCUGGAGUACCUGCACCCCGUGGAGAAAAAGGUGAUGGCCACAAAGGCGAAGCUGGACCUCCAGGACCAGCACACCCCCCAGGACCAGCAGGCCCAAAAGGCUUGGGAGAUCCUGGACCAAAGGGAGACCAUGGAAUAAGAGGCUAUCCUGGGGCCCUGGGGACAAGGGGGAUUGGAGUGGUUGGUCCCAAGGGUAUUAUGGGACAGAAAGGCUUGCCUGGUCCACCUGGCCCUGCUGGUGCCAGCGUACAAGGAAGCAAGGGAGAAAAAGGAAAUCAAGGUUUUCUUGGAGAAAAGGGAUCAAUAGGAAUUGGCCUUCCUGGACCAAAGGGAGACUAUGGAGACAAAGGUGAUCCAGGGAGCAAAGGUGCCAAAGGAGAGAUUGGAGACACAGGACCUCCAGGACCAAAGUUAAUCUGGGGAAGAAAAGGUGAACCAGGUCUUUCGAGAGAAGAAGUUAUCAGACUUAUCAAUGAAAUAUGUGCUAAUGGUUGUGGAAUCAGGUGUAGAUUGGAACUAGUAUUUGUUACUGACGGUUCUGAAAGUGUUGGACCAGAAAACUUCAUUAUUAUAAAUACUUUCAUGAAAACAGUCAUUGACAAGGUAUCAUCCAACCAUGUUACAACCCGCAUCAGCAUCAUCAACUUCAGCCAUAAAGUGGAGCUGGUGUUUUCUCUGAAGCAAUACACAUCCAAGGAAUCCCUGAAAUUAGCUGUUGAUAACAUGCCCUACUUCAGAGAAGGCAAGUACAAAGCUUCGGCUAUCCGAGAAACCAUUUGGUUUUUUCAGGCAGCAUGCCCAGCAGUAAGGAAAGUAGCUGUUGUCAUAACAGAUAGGCAAGUGGAGAGUCAUGAAGAUGUACAACUAGACACUGUAGUAAGAAAGGCACAUGUUGCAAAUAUUGAGAUAUUUGUCAUUGGGAUCAUUCAAAGGACUAAAUCUUAUUAUGACAAGUUUCGGAAAGGAAUGCAGCACAUUGAUGAACAUGUUUACCCGAUAGAUGACUUCAUGACACUUUCAGCUCUUGAAAAUAAACUGAUCACAAAAAUAUGUGAGAAUAUGUCUGAAUUCUACACCAGAAAAGAUAAUGGUUUAUCUCCAGCUCCAAGUCCAGAAUCUGAAAUUGCUAGUAAAGAUAAUAAUAACCAGUUACCUACAAGUACUACAUCAGAGACUUAUGUGCUCCCUAAGGAAGGAAUCAGUUACCCACUUAGACCACCACAGACCAGAUACACUGAGCCACUGCCAACUGCUCAGGAUCACACUGUGACCACCUCUGCCCACAGAGAAUCAAGAUUUCCCUCGCUUUAUGACAUACAUGAAAACAGACCUCAGAGUUCAGCUGUUAAUCCUUUGUUCAAUGCAACUGCUGCUGAAGAUCACCACCUAAUUGUGCUGCAAACACAGGUAGGAACAACCCAAAAAGAUCCAAGGUGCUUGGUACCUAUGAAACCAGGGGAUUGUCAGGACUACAUGGUGAAAUGGUGUUACAACAAGAAUGGCAAUUCUUGUGGCCAGUUCUGGUACAGAGGUUGUAAUGGUUCCAGCAAUAGAUUUGAAACAGAAAGAGAAUGUCAAGCAACCUGCUUUGAUUGAUGCACAGGUAAAUUGUCUCCAUCAAGUUAUCUUUCAAUCAUCUCAUUUUCAGGCUAAAAAGAUUUAGUCUAUUUAAAUGUAUCUCAUACUAUACGUACAUAUCAUAGAAUCAUAGAAUACCAGGAUCAAGGAUUAUCUGGUACAACCUUUCUAGGCAAAAUGGGUAUGA